AAAAUUUUACAUUAAUGCACAUGUGAUGAUUGAAGUUAUGCAGCAACGUCUCAUGUUGUUCGCGUUAUUCACUUCAUUAAUACCGUCACGAUCGAUCAACUGUGUGUUGUAAAACUUCGCUCAAAUCAAAUCACUUUAUAUCUGCAAUGCAUAUAUACCAUGAAGUUCUUAUUUUCAAUUGUUGCGUUCUUGAUUUUCAUUACAGGACAUCGUAGUCUAGUGGAGAAUUCAAGCUGCUACUGUAACUGCAACCAUUAUGGAAGCUCAUCAAUACCAAGAGCGCAACAUUGCACAAGUCCAACGAGAUUGGUAAAACAAUGUGUUUUCAAAAACUUAAACGACAACAAAGACGCUGGCGCGUUAACUCAAGUAACUUGUGCUUUCAACAAACAGAAAACAGACACGUCACUACGUGUGACAUUUAAUGGUAAUAUGAGAGUGAUUGGUUGUUUGUCUGGAUGUUGUCGUCGCUGGUAACAAUGAACGGUUGUGGAAAUCGACAAUGUUUGGAUUUUUUAUAUUUUGACUAUCAUAAUAUCUGAUGAGCAUACCAACUUAGAUGAGUGCGUGGAUAAGGGAACGAAGAGCUGUGGCUGUCAUGGGAACUCUUGAAGACCAGAAUCAAACUCAGACAACAGCUAUGAAAAACUCAAGUGGACAGAAUUUCAGAUGCCAACAGAUGCCACCACUCUGAAAUUCAAUUCAAUGGUUCAUUUGCCAGGUGGUGAAUCAUAUGGGACAAAUAAUCCAAAAACAAUAUCUGAUGGUGAAGCACCGGCAAGAAAAGUAAGACUUAAUGCUUUUUAUAUGGAUCAAUACGAAGUUAGUAAUCAUGAUUUUGGCAUUUUUGUCGAUGGAACUGGUUAUGUUACUGAGGCGGAAGUAUUUGGUAAUUCGUUUGUUCUUGAAAGCAAACUUUAUGAAGAUUUGAAGAAAAACAUCACUCAAGCUGUUGCUGGUUCUCCUUGGUGGCUUCCAGUUGUUGGAGCUACCUGGAAACACCCAGAAGGUCCAGGCUCAACAAUAAAAUCAAGGCUAGACCACCCAGUUUUACAUGUAUCAUGGAAAGAUGCAUUGACAUACUGCAAAUGGCUUGGUAAACGGCUUCCUACUGAAGCUGAAUGGGAGUAUGCCUGCCGUGGUGGAUUGCAUAAGAAGGUGCUUCCUUGGGGAAAUAUUUUCAAAGUCAAAGGGAAACAUCGUUCUAAUACGUGGCAAGGAGAGUUCCCCGUUCAGGACACGGCGGAAGACGGAUACGCGGGAACAGCACCUGUGUGGAAAUUCAAACAAAAUGACUAUAAUCUUCAUAACAUGGUGGGCAACGUUUGGGAAUGGACUGCUGACUGGUGGGACAUUCGUCAUUCAUCAGAAACUAAGGAAAAUCCCAUUGGUCCAAGCGAUGGUGUUGAUAGAGUAAAGAAAGGAGGCUCCUACAUGUGUCAUAAGUCGUUUUGCUACCGAUACAGAUGUGCUGCUCGGAGUAAGAAUACGCCAGAUAGCUCAGCGUCGAAUUUGGGAUUUCGCUGUGCUAAGGAUGUAGCGUGAGAUGCAUAUUUCACGAAACCAUCCUCUUCUAACUUAUGUCAUUGUAAAUUGACUCAUUAUUGAAAUGAAUGGUGAUUACGCUUUUGUUUGAGUUGUUUUCUCUAAAUAUUCUCAUUUUAGCUACAUCUGGUCCAUGGUCAUGGCAUGGUUACAUGUUUACACCUUAAGCGUUAAAACAAUUAAAGCUUAAGCCUGCAUUUUAGUGAAAGUAUAUCUAAUUUCGUUGAAAUUUACUUAGCUAACUACAAGAGCAUUUUGAACUUUUCACGGAGAAAUAAAAAAAAGUCAGUCAACGUAAACCAAUAGCUGAGCCAUAUGCAUCUUUCCAGCGGUCACUUGAUGUGUACGUUCCACAUCCUCCAAAAUGCAUUUCCGUCAAGAAAAUGAAGUUAUUCGGCAGCUGACGAUGUCCAUACGAAGGAACACCAGAAUUACGCCAGUCCACAGCAACACCUUGUGAUUCAUAAAUCAAAUUGUUUCCGUGAGACAAACUGAUUUUCCUUUCUUUAUGAUUUGGAUAAAAUACAAAGUAGGAGCUUGGAGACUUGACGCAGAUGCUAUAGGAAACUUGUUUUCCAUUUGAUCUACAAGGAAAAAAACAGUGUCAUGCAUAAUAAAGUGAAUCUGAGAUUUCACGAUUUUACGAUUGCAUCAUCGAUGUCUAAUACCAAUUUUCAUUGCCUCUAGUGGAUGAAUCUGAUAAAUAUCAUUUGUGUUUAGCAUCAAUUUGCAUUGAAUGGUGAUGAGAGAAGUCGUUUUGUGAUUGAAGAUAGACAGAAACGAUUUUUGCUAAUUUUUGGGAACUUUGCCGUGAUUAUUUAGGACGAUCGUGUCAUAAAUAGUUUAGAAGAAACCUGUCUUAAAAUGUUGAAGUUUUUGUUAAAAUGUUGAACAAAAAAGUGUACCAGUUAAGCAGUGAUUUUGAUACCCCUAAGUAGUUUAACCUCCAAUCAGUGGCCAUCAAAGCUGACGCGGGAUGAGACAAAAAGAUUCGUAGCAGCUUGUGAAAGCUUAAGCGCAUAUUUGUGAAAAUUACUCGAUGAGGACAUGGGCAAUGGUAUUAUCUGUGUUGGUAUUGAGCAAAACUCAUACGAGAUACCUUUUGAAGUUACAGUAUGUUAACAUUUGAAUCGAUGAGAAAUCGAAUGUAGUUGAACUUGAAAGUAAAACUAAUCAGCAGACGAGUAACUAACGUACAUCUAUCCUGGUUGCGGGAGUUAGAAACAUAUAUUUUGUAAGCAAACAAUGAGCUCAGCACAAUGGUCAUUUUGAAUUGUUAAACUGCCUCCUGCUCGGCAAUUUAUAUAUUCAUUUCAUAAAAGUUAUUCAUGCCAAAUAAUGUUAACUACGAGAGACAUUUUGAUAUUAUUCUAUGGUUAUACUACAUAGCUCAUAUUUAUGAAUAUGAAUAUUGUAUGCAAUUUAUCAUCUCGUGGAUUGCGUAGGUUUUAGAAACAUAGCAUUUCCUACCUGAAACCUUGAGUACUUUGCGCACUCGCUACACUUUUUGGUAACACACCAAGAAAAAGAUAAUCGCGCAUGUAAUAAUUUUGAGGCUGUGUAUAUCCAUUAUAAUUAUGCAUCAAGACUGCGAGAUUAUAUUGAGUAAAUUGUGGAA
Molecule: messenger RNA, 3163 nt
Organism: Xenia sp. Carnegie-2017
Lineage: Eukaryota; Metazoa; Cnidaria; Anthozoa; Malacalcyonacea; Xeniidae
Product: formylglycine-generating enzyme-like
Cellular component (GO): endoplasmic reticulum
Source: RefSeq, a predicted model, not a curated record